AUGACAUCGCAAGCUCCUCAACAGGAACUCGGGAUCACAAGUGAGAAGCGAAUGCAGCAGCUGAUCAAGCGCAUUCAAAACGACACCUACAAGAUCACCCAACAAGAUCUAGAGUUUAUCUCUGAUAACCAGUUUGAGUGGUCACAGCACCGGAUCAUUGAUGCCGCUUUUGAGAAAAAGGUCCAAGAUGCAAAGGAUGCCUAUGAUAAUCUGGCCCCUGGCGAUGGGAGCCUGUUCGCCCACUAUACCGCUUUCUUAGCCGAUGAAGAUAGCGAGAGACAAGAUAAGGAUAUUGGGCAGCUUCGUCGCCUGAACCCAGAAGAGUUCAAGGCUGCGCAAGAAGAUAUCGCUUCUAGGCCAGUAGAUCCUAAGUCUUAG
Messenger RNA from Fusarium poae, 378 nucleotides. RefSeq lists its product as uncharacterized. The transcript has a single exon. NCBI's taxonomy places the organism in Eukaryota, Fungi, Ascomycota, Sordariomycetes, Hypocreales, Nectriaceae. The record is from RefSeq and is a predicted model, not a curated record. The coding region runs from base 1 to 378 and encodes 125 amino acids.